UCAAAAACUUUAAAACCCUUCUCUCUCUUUCUCUCUUUCUCUCGCUCUCUCUCUCUUUUAAUCUUCAUAUUAUUCCUCCAAAUUAAAGAAAUGGAAAACCUAAUGAAACAGACCCAUAUUUGCAUGAAAACAAUAUGUUGUUUUGUUUUGAUAUCAUUAUUAUUGUUAUCAGUAAGGGUGAAGAGUAAUAGUGAAGAGUUCAGCUACGAUCCAUGCAGUGAGAAAGGGCCUAAGUUUUGGGGAGAAUUGAAUAUAGAAUGGGCAAAGUGUGGUAACGGAAACAUUCAAUCUCCCAUUGCUUUAUCAAAGUGGACUGCAGAUUGGAAUAGAGGGUUGGGUUGUCUUAUAAGGAACCAUAAACCUGCUAAUGCAAUUCUCAGGAAUGAUGGCCACGAAAUUAUUGUAGAUUGGAAAGGAAACAAUGCUGGUUCAAUCAAAAUCAACAAUGUUGAUUUUCAACUUCAAAAUUACCAUUGGCACCAUCCUUCCGAGCACACCCAAGAUGGCAAAACGUACCCUUUGGAGCUUCAUAUGGUCCACUUCAACAAUGUAACUCAGAAAAUUGCCGUUGUUGGUGUUUUAUUUGAGUACGGUCCACGGGAUCCAUUCAUCUCUAUGAUAGAAAGGGAUAUAAAGUAUCUAAAUAUUGAAGGAGGUGAGGAAUUUCUUGGAAAAGUGGAUCCUAGAGUAGCAAGGCUUGAUGGAAGAAAAUAUUUCAGAUAUAUUGGAUCACUCACCACUCCUCCUUGUACUGAAGGUGUCAUUUGGACUGUCAUGGAAAAGGUACAAACUGUCGCACCAUAUCAAGUCGAGCUUCUUAAACAAGCUCUCGUAGAAGAGAAGAAUGCGAGGCCAUUGCAAAAGAUUAAUGGAAGAAACGUUUUCUACUUUGACCCAUUCUCAUGGCAAAGUGUAGCGGCCGAGUAGACGAUUGCUUCGUCUCCAAUAAUAAACUGCCAUGUAUUACCUUAAAUUUCUAUGUUUCAAACCUGUUCGGUAGUUGUAUUGUGAUGGUGACAAUAUUACUUUUGCACUCUUAGGUAAUUCAAAAAAUCUAUUUGUAAUAAAUAUGUGGGGAUCGAGAUGAAGAAAAUUAAGAUAA
This is a messenger RNA of Cucumis melo (muskmelon), 1102 nucleotides long. RefSeq names its product dioscorin dioA3-like. NCBI's taxonomy places the organism in Eukaryota, Viridiplantae, Streptophyta, Magnoliopsida, Cucurbitales, Cucurbitaceae. The record is from RefSeq and is a predicted model, not a curated record. The coding region runs from base 91 to 927 and encodes 278 amino acids. The transcript has 7 exons. Gene Ontology annotation, molecular function: zinc ion binding; carbonate dehydratase activity.